Fulmarus glacialis (Northern fulmar) is the source of this 1058-nucleotide messenger RNA. It is a transcript of the gene IKBKB, whose product is annotated as inhibitor of kappa light polypeptide gene enhancer in B-cells, kinase beta. Gene Ontology annotation, molecular function: IkappaB kinase activity. The record is from RefSeq and is a predicted model, not a curated record. Bases 25 to 690 code for a protein of 221 amino acids. Gene Ontology annotation, cellular component: cytoplasm; IkappaB kinase complex. Lineage: Eukaryota; Metazoa; Chordata; Aves; Procellariiformes; Procellariidae. The transcript is spliced from 7 exons. Gene Ontology annotation, biological process: positive regulation of transcription by RNA polymerase II; tumor necrosis factor-mediated signaling pathway; peptidyl-serine phosphorylation.
GAUGUGGAUCAGCUAGUGAAGAGGAUGAUGGCCCUGCAGACAGACAUUGUGGACCUGCAGAGAAGCCCACUAGGUCGUAAACAAGGAGGAACACUGGAGGAUUUAGAAGAACAAGCCAGAGAGCUCUACCGGAGAUUGAGAGAGAAGCCAAGAGAUCAGAGGACAAGCGGUGAUAGCCAAGAAAUAGUACGACUGCUCCUACAGGCAAUCCAGACCUUUGAAAAAAAAGUCCGAGUCAUUUAUGCUCAGCUCAGUAAAACUGUAGUUUGCAAGCAGAAGGCAUUGGAAUUGUUCCCCAGAGUGGAGAAAGUGAUGAAUCUGAUGAAUGAAGAUGAGGAAACAGUUGUUAGGCUUCAGGAGAAACGGCAGAAAGAACUGUGGAACUUGCUGAAAAUUGCUUGUAGUAAAGUACGUGGUCCUGUUACUGGCAGUCCAGAGAGCAUGAACACAUCACGUCUUGGUAGCCCUGGUCAGCUGCUGCUGCAGGUCCCUUCUGGAACCUACAAUUUAUCAGAAUCUGUCAGGAAAAGCGAGGAGCUACUGCUGGAAUCACAGAAACUCUGUAGCCAACUAGAAAAUGUGAUGCAUGACACAAUGAAGGACCAGGAGCAGAGCUUCAUGGCUCUAGAUUGGAGCUGGCUGCAGCUUCAGGUAGAAGAAACAAACAGUCCAGAACAAACCCAGAUGUAAAAUCACUUCGGUUGCCUCUGAAGACAUGCUACUUCAGGAAGCCAACUGUGAAAAGCUGCUGCCUCUGAGAAGGGAAGUUCAACUGCCUCCUUCUACUGUCACCUACUGCUUAUGUAACCACCUCUCAGACACUUUUUUCCACAAAGACACAGUAGGAAAUGCCUGUUCUAACUGCUUGGAAAAAGUUCUUAAUUGUGCCUUAAGACAGCAGAUAUUGUUAUUCUCUGUCCUGAUGUAUCUUCCCUUAGGCAACACAUGUGGUUGUUUUGCUGCCUUUUAGGCUUUCUAAUGAACAAUGGACAACGCAUGCAAUCAGCUUGCACAGUCAGUGGUAGAUGUCACCUUCCUAAUAUACUUGAACUGUGAAC